UGAGACAAUAAAUUUCAUAUUUUUUGCAAUAGAUUUGAUUAUUUCGUCUGGUAUUUUUCUUGCUUUUUAAAUAAUGGAUCACCCUCCACAGUAUAUGAGCGAUCAAGCCCAACCAAGUUAUUCAGAGCCAAGACGUCCCACACAGAAGAGAUCCAGGCGAGGACCCCCUCAGUCGGCACCUCUGUUUGACGACACAAGUACCCAACAAUCUGGGUAUGAUGGCCAACCAACGGGUUAUUCAGUUUUCAAUCCAACCCAGUUGUCAAAUGAUCCAAUGGCUAAUAUGGCCUUCCAGUAUGGAACAUCUUUGGCAUCACAAGGGAAAGAUUAUGUUGAUAAAAAUUUGGAUGAAUUUGUUUCAACUUCAAAGUUGAAGUAUUAUUUUGCGGUUGAUACAUCGUACGUUGGAAGGAAACUUGCGCUCUUGCUAUUUCCGUUCACUCAUCAAAACUGGUCUAUAAAAUAUAAUAAAGCAGAACCAAUUGCGCCAAGAUAUGAGAUCAACGCACCAGACAUGUACAUACCUACAAUGUCUUUUGUGACUUAUGUGCUGGUUGCAGGCCUUGUUAUGGGAACACAGGACAAGUUCUCUCCGGAACAACUUGGGAUCACAGCCACAUCUGCAUUUCUUUGGUCCUUUGUGGAGGUCAUGGCUAUCCUGUUUUCAUUCUAUAUCUGUAGUGUCAUGGCUGAGAUCAAAGCUUUGGACUUGGUCGCCUUUUGUGGUUAUAAAUAUGUGGGAAUCAUCCUAUGUCUCUUGGCUGGAUUGGUGUUCCGUUCUACAGAAUAUUAUGCUGUGCUUGUUUGGAUGAGUUUGACAACAGCAUUUUUCUUGGUGCGAACAUUACGACUGAUCAUUCUCCCAGAAGCGGACGCGGACAGUAUUGGACGUGCAAGUAAACGGCGUGUUUAUCUCCUCUUGUUCAUUGCUUUAUUACAACCUGUCCUUAUGUAUAUACUAACAAGACAUUUACGGCCGUUGGAUAUAACUCAGAAAAUGCUAUGAUAUAAAGUAGAGAAAAUUAUUGACCAAUCUGAUAGUAUAAUGUUAACAGCUGGGGUUUAAUAUUUUUGCAC
This is a messenger RNA of Dendronephthya gigantea, 1077 nucleotides long. RefSeq names its product protein YIF1B-A-like. Bases 74 to 1006 code for a protein of 310 amino acids. The record is from RefSeq and is a predicted model, not a curated record. Gene Ontology annotation, biological process: endoplasmic reticulum to Golgi vesicle-mediated transport. Gene Ontology annotation, cellular component: COPII-coated ER to Golgi transport vesicle; endoplasmic reticulum membrane; endoplasmic reticulum-Golgi intermediate compartment. NCBI's taxonomy places the organism in Eukaryota, Metazoa, Cnidaria, Anthozoa, Malacalcyonacea, Nephtheidae. The transcript has 9 exons.